Molecule: messenger RNA, 4448 nt
Organism: Dermatophagoides farinae (American house dust mite)
Lineage: Eukaryota; Metazoa; Arthropoda; Arachnida; Sarcoptiformes; Pyroglyphidae
Biological process (GO): transmembrane transport
Cellular component (GO): membrane
Molecular function (GO): ABC-type transporter activity; ATP hydrolysis activity; ATP binding
Source: RefSeq, a predicted model, not a curated record
AACAUUGGCGCCAUUUUCUCUAGACAUCAUCAUUCAUUUAUCGACAAUCUAUUUUCUAUACGCAUGAUGCUUAUUUCACAUCUGUUUUUUUUUAGUGAUAAAUUUUUCCAGCAAAAUACAUACAUACAUACACAUUCAAUUAAUUCAACAAGCUUAACAACCAGUUAAGAGGCAUAGCUUUAUUUAAAAAUUGUUUAAACAUUUUUUUUCAUAGUGAUCAUCGUUUAUUUUUAUUGAUGAUAUAAUUUUGAAAAGGAAACACAUCCGUUCAGCUCUAAUUUAAUAUAAAAAUUUUUGAAAAUAUAAUAUUAGUGUCUGAUUCAUUAGUUAAAACAAUUGAAGGUUCAUUAACUGUGAUCGACAAAUGCAACAACAUUAUGAAUAAAAACAAUGGACCAUUGAAUUGUGAACCUAUGGCCGAGAAUAUUUCAUUGGCAUGGCGAAAUUUAUCGUAUCAAGUGAGUGGCUGGUUCGGCAGCGGAAAAAAAUCCAUUCUGAAACGUUUGAAUGGCCAUGUCACUUAUGGCAGUAUGAAUGCGUUUCUGGGUCCAAGUGGAGCUGGUAAAACCACAAUGCUCAACUGCUUGAAUGGUACACUUCGUAGUGGUAUUACUUCGGACUCCGAAAUUUAUCUGAAUCGUGAGGAACGUAAUCAAACGCCAGUCAUUCGAUUUGUUGAGCAACAUGUUCAUGAAACCAUCAUUGCUCGAAUGACAGUUAGAGAAAUACUUCACUAUGCAUUUCGUUUCAAGAAUCCUAUGAGCCAAUGGAAUCGAAUGAAUCAGCAUAUACUUUCUGUGUUGAAUGAACUUUUACUCGAUAAAACCAUAUUGGAUAAUCAUUUCGAGAAAUGUUCUGGCGGAGAACAACGACGUAUUGCCAUCGCUCAGGAAUUGAUGUCAUUGGAAAAGCCGACUUUUUUGUUCGUCGAUGAACCAACAACCGGUCUCGAUAGUAAUGCUGCUUUAUUAGUCACACAAUGUCUUCGCAAAUUAGUCAACAAUAGCCGAUUGACCAUUCUGGUAUCAAUCCAUACACCAAAUUCAGACACAUUAGCUUUAUUCGACAAAGUAUUUGUUCUUGCCAAAGGAGGUGUUUGCAUCUAUUCCGGACCACCAAACGACUUGCGUAACAAUUUGAAACAAAAAAUCGACGAUGAAUUCGACACGGAUAAGCCAACCAUCGAAGAAUAUCUGGAUAUCGCUUGUGAAGCUAUCGGAAGUAAAAAUGUUCGAAAAUUAACCGAUUCAACCUUGAUUGAACAACAUACUCAAUUGGAUCCAUUGGUUGAUGAUUUAAAAUUCUUACAGAAUGGCAUAAGGCAAGGACGAAAAAAAUUUUCAUCAGUAGAUUUUAUUUUGCAAUUCUAUCGGUUAAUGAAAAUCACAUUUGUGGCUGAAUAUCAAAAUUUUUUGAUACAAUAUCCAUUCUUUUUUUUUCUUAUCACGGUGAUAGCAUCGUUUUAUGAAACGAAUAUGACACAUGCAAAUGUUUGUUAUUCAUUAGAAUCAGAUGAUUAUUUAUCAUUAAAUAUGACUUGUCGUGAAAAAUUGUAUGAUGAAGCCCUAACAGAUGAUUAUCGUAUGCAUCAGAUGUUUGACAUUGUAUUAAUCAGUUUAAGCGUACUUGGUAUGAGUUGUCUAUUUUUUCAUCCAAUUCUUAAAGUUUUUCGUAAUGAACAUCGAAAUCAAUGGUACAGUCUUGGAACAUUUUUUUGGGCAUUCCUUAUUGUGCGCUGCAUCGAAUUGACUAUAUUGACUGGUUUUAUCGGAAUGAUCAGUUAUUUUUCUAUUGACCAUCUUUACGUAGAUAAUAAUCAAUUAAAUUGGAAUCGUUUUGGAAAUUUUCUCUACUUUGUUUUGCUUAAUAAUUUUCAACAACAAAGCAUUGGUCAUCUUUUAUGUUUAAUCUUUCUUGGCCAAUUCGAAGUUUCAAUUGUUUCCUCAUACAUUGUUAUAACAUGUCAACAAUUCUUUACUGGUUACAUGUUCAAUCCUUAUAAAAUGAAAAAUAUCCCUUCCAUUUUUCUACAAAUGUCAGAAAUUCUCUCGUUCAAGACCGUUCCCAAUGGGCUAAUGUAUACGAUGUAUGGACUGGAUCGUUGCGAUGAUGAGACGACAAUUUCAUUCGUACUCGAUGAUUUUGGAGUUAAUGUGGAUACAGUGUAUAGUGACUCAUAUUUCAUGAUCAUCAACAUUGUCAUCAUUCGUUUUCUUGUAUUCGUUUUGAUGAUAUACCAUUUCAGUGGAAUCUUUCGAUCAAAAAGAUUUGUCAAAGCUUCAAUUUCUGAUGCAAUCAAAUGUAUUGAUUAUGGAAAGCUAACUAACCAGAAAGAAGAAGCAAUUGAUUUAUCUAAAACUGUUCGAAUUAAAAAGGAAGAUGAACUUGGUUUUGAAGAUUUUGCUCGCCAUAAGAUUGUUGUUGCUUGGCGAUCGCUUACUUUGUUUGGUACAAAAUCCAUCUACGAAAUUCGAAGUGUAGAAAAAGAAGGACCGAAUUCUAAACAAAUUCUGAAAAAUUUGAAUGGUCAAUUCCGUUUUGGCACCCUUAAUGCAUUGAUGGGACCAUCUGGAGCCGGCAAAACUUCACUGCUCAAUAUUUUAAUCGGGAAAUCAAAGACACGAUUGAGCGACUCGACCGUGUUUUAUCUCAGUAAAUUUACUCCCAUAAAAGUUUGUCAUCUUAAGCAAGAAGUUUCCAGUCACUUAUUACCCGGUUUGACAGCCAAACAGAGUUUGACUUAUGCAUCAAUGUUAAAAAAUACUAUGGAAAACAAAAACUUGGAUCAUGAAGCAAUCGCUAUGAAAAUUCUCAAAGAAUUAGAUCUGGUUGAUACGAAAGACACUUAUGUGCAAAAUUGUUCAGGUGGCCAAAGGAAACGUUUGGCACUGGGUCUGGAACUCACAUCGAUUCGGAUGCCAAACUUGAUUUGUAUCGAUGAACCAACAAGUGGUUUGGAUUCAAGCUCAGCUCAAGUUGUCGUGUCAUGUUUGCGACAAGUGGCUCACCAUCACAACAUUUGCAUCAUCACAUCGAUUCAUCAGCCAACCGCCGAAGUGUUUUCCAUGUUUGAUCAGGUUUAUGUUCUAGCUAAAGGUGGCGUGUGUGUCUAUUCGGGUCCACCAUCUGAUAUACGUCAGCAUUUGACCAAAGUUUCAGACCGAAUGGAUCAAGAUGACAUCUUUCCAGUUGAAGAAUUGAUCAAGUAUUCCUGUCUUAGCUAUGAAGUUCCUUCUGUUCAGGAUUUGGUUCGUUUGACCAAUGAGAGAAUCUUAAAUGAUAAUCUUAUUUUAUUAAAUGAAACCGUUCCUGUAUUGGAUGGCAUACCGACUAAUCAAAAUCGUUUUUCAUUAAAAUCUGUCUGGGUGUUGAUACUACGUUAUGCAUUUUAUGUUCGUGGAUAUUUGUGGCAAAUUCUUGUCUUAAUGUAUUGCCUAUAUAUAUCAUUUGGUAUUUCAAUUUAUUAUAUUUUCGACACAAACAUGAUAUUUCGUGAUGGCUGUGUAAACAUGGAAGAUGAACUCAAUAAUACUUGUAAUCAAACUCAAGAAAAAGAAGAUGAAGAUUUUGAUCUUCAAGCUUCAUUCAUUUAUAUUUGUUUCGGACAAUCAAUGAUGUUUUUCAUAGUUUUAUUACAAACGUCAAUCAUGUUCUCGAAGGAAAUUGUCUAUUUUCGUAAUGAACAUCAAAAUGGCUGGUAUAGUACUGGUGCAUUUUAUUCUAUGAAAAUGUUAAUAGAAUUUUUACCAUUGAUACCUGCGCUAACAAUCUUUACAUAUCUGAUUGACAUUUAUGAACCCAUUCAUCCUGGAAUGUUUUAUUGGCUAUUGUUCUAUUCAUUGAUGGGUGCUUUAGCUGCACAGGCAUUUGGACAUUUGGUCGCUAUAAUAUCGUUAGGCAAAUUUGUUGCAUUAAUCAUAUCGAUACCUGCCAUUGAAGUUAUAUCAUUAUUAAUCAGUAAUAUGGGCACACCGAUUAGACGUCUACAUUAUAUAUUUCAAUUUCUUUCGAAUUUUGCGCCAACUCGAUUCACAAUUGAAGCCAUUUUAUUAUUACAAUAUGGAUUUGAUCGUUGUCGUAGGAAAGAAGUGCAGAAAAUUUUGUUGAAAUUCAAAAUGGAAGAAAAUGAACAUGAAUUUCAUGGAACAUUUUUCUAUUAUACGAUUAUUAUGCUUAUAUUUAACAUAAUAAUCUAUCGUGUGAUUGCAUUAUUAUUAUUAUUGGCAAAAACCAAUCGUUAUGAAAAUCGUCGUAAACGGGCAAUGCAAAUAGCCGAUUCACAUCAAAAACUGAAACCAGUGAAUGUAAUCAUACCUGGUUUACAAUGUCAUCAUGAAAUGACAAUCAAACAGUUUAAGGUUUAAUUUUUUUCCAACAUUAUUAUGCAACCAUAAAUUAGUACAACAACAAAAACAGAAAUUAAAAAUAAAAAUUUGAUAAAAAACAAA